Molecule: messenger RNA, 1297 nt
Organism: Centruroides sculpturatus (bark scorpion)
Lineage: Eukaryota; Metazoa; Arthropoda; Arachnida; Scorpiones; Buthidae
Exons: 2
Coding region: 22-1212 (396 amino acids)
Biological process (GO): carbohydrate metabolic process
Source: RefSeq, a predicted model, not a curated record
GGAAACAAAUCAUUAGUCAACAUGGCUUGGUUACACAUCAUACUUCUGCUGGUGUCGACAGUAACCUUGGCAGUGGGACAGAGAUGCACGGUUAGAAGGUGUAAACUUCCAAACUGUAGCUGUUUCAACACGAAAACACCGGGAAACUUAACCAAAAACGAAAUCCCCCAAUUCGUUAUGCUGAGUUUCGACGAUGCCGUUACCAUCAUGAAUUUCAAUAAUACUUACAAAAAGCUCUUCAUGGGUAAUUAUAAAAAUAAGCGUAGCGGUUGCAAUAUUGCCGCCACAUUCUUCGUUACUCACGAAUAUGCCGAUUAUCAGCUCUGUCACGAACUCCAUCGUUACGGUAGCGAAAUGGCUGUGCAUUCCAUUAGUCACGAAGCCAGCACAGAAAUGUGGAAAACUGCGGAUUAUGACAGAUGGGAGGACGAAAUGGUCGGAAUGAGGGAUAUUCUGUCGAAAUUUGCUUUGAUCGAUUCCGGUAAAAUAAAAGGACACAGAGCGCCCUUCUUGCAAACAGCGGGAGACGUCACUUUCGAAAUGUUAAAUAGGGAGGGUUUCGACUACGAUUCGACAAUGCCGACGUUGAAUUACGCGGGUAAUGACGAGUGCAAAGGAGAAGACGGCGAGAGCGAAGGGCCCAUGUGGCCCUACACGUUGAAUUUCGGUUACGAAGACCAAGACUGCCAGAUUGAGCCGUGUCCCGAAAAGAAAUACCCUGGUCUAUGGGAGGUGCCGUUGGUAAGUUACACUUCUGUUAAAAACACGAAUUUCAAAUGCUCCAUGGCAGAUGCUUGUACUCCGUAUCCGACAACGGAAGGCGAUACGUUCGAAUUCUUUAAAAAAAACUUUGACAGACAUUAUCAUUGCAAUAGAGCUCCUUUCCCUGUAUUUCUACACGAAGCUUGGUUGCAGAACAAAGAGCGGCACAAGGGUUAUCUCAAGUUUGUUCGAUGGCUAUUGGAGAAUGACGAUAUUUACAUAGUAACGAUACAAACGGUUCUGGAAUAUAUGAAAAAUCCCGUUAAGCUAAAGGAUUAUCGACAGGCCAAUUGUGUUACGGCAUCGUCUCUACCCCCAUCAAAAUGUUCCGGGCCACGUAAUUGCGAAUAUAAAAAUUUAGAACAGUUUUAUGGUGGCACCAGAUACAUGAAAUCCUGUAUAAGUUGUCCUUCAACCUACCCUUGGAUAAAAAAAUCCUUUUGGGAAUGAAAAUAUAUAAACAUUUCAGCUGAUGAAUGUACGCGAAAAAAAUGUUACCAUUUAAAUUUUAUUAAAGUAACUAAUUCAAGUAAUA